This is a messenger RNA of Equus caballus (horse), 945 nucleotides long. Lineage: Eukaryota; Metazoa; Chordata; Mammalia; Perissodactyla; Equidae. The record is from RefSeq and is a predicted model, not a curated record.
AUGUCUUCUCAAAACCACACUGUAGUGAUGGAAUUCAUUCUCUUGGGACUCACAGAUGAUCCAGUGCUAGAGAAGCUCCUGUUUGUGGUGUUUCUGGUGAUCUACCUAAUCACGCUGGCAGGGAAUCUGUGCAUGAUCGUGCUGAUCAGAACCAACUCCCACCUCCAAACUCCUAUGUAUUUCUUCCUUAGCCACCUCUCCUUUGUAGACAUUUGUUAUUCUUCCAAUGUUACUCCAAAUAUGCUUUACAAUUUCCUCUCAGACCAGAAGAUCAUCUCCUAUGCUGGAUGCUUCACACAGUGUCUUCUAUUCAUUGCCCUGGUGAUCACUGAGCUUUAUAUCCUUGCUUCAAUGGCUUUGGAUCGCUAUGUAGCCAUUUACAGCCCUUUACAUUACAGUACCAGAAUGUCCAAGAACCUUUGCGUCUCUCUAGUCACAGUCCCUUAUACUUUUGGCUUCCUUAAUGGACUCUCCCAGACACUGCUGACUUUUCACUUGUCUUUCUGUGGCUCCCUUGAAAUCAAUCAUUUCUACUGUGCUGACCCUCCACUUUUAUUGUUGGCCUGCUCUGACACCUAUGUCAAAAAGAUGGCACUGUUUGUAGUUGCUGGUUUUACUCUCUUAAGCUCCCUCUUCAUCAUUCUCCUGUCUUACAUUUUCAUCAUUGCAGCCAUCCUGAGGAUCCAUUCUGCUGAAGGCAGAUACAAAGCCUUUUCUACUUGUGGUUCCCACUUGACAACAGUGACCAUAUUUUAUGGGACCCUCUUCUGCAUGUACUUAAGACCCCCAUCUGAGAAGUCUGUAGAAGAGUCCAAAACAGUUGCAGUGUUUUAUACUUUUUUGAGCCCAAUGCUAAACCCAUUGAUCUACAGCCUAAGGAACAAGGAUGUGAUCCAGGCCAUCCAGCAAAUAAAGGGAAAUCUCUUUCAUAAAAUUGCAGUUUAG